Molecule: messenger RNA, 2136 nt
Organism: Peronospora belbahrii
Lineage: Eukaryota; Oomycota; Peronosporomycetes; Peronosporales; Peronosporaceae
Source: the annotation of a GenBank genome assembly
AUGUACAUGGAUAAUUUAUGCUUUAAGGCUUGGCAUCCGAACUCGGCAUUCCACAUUGAAGUGACUGAUUUCAACUCAGAUCUGUGCAUUGCUCAAUUUAACGUUUCACUCUUUCAGCUACUCCAGCGCGAAGCUGACAUGUUCAUUCGAACAAAUCCGAUACUGACCAGUUUGCUUAACGAUUCAUGGGGAGCAUUGCCAAUUUUGGACAACAAGGAACAGUCUGAGCUCUCGCUACCUCACGGAUCUAAACUCCAGCCUGGUGAAAAGCUUGGCCUUGCAUUAAUUGAGCUAAAAUAUGUGGAGUACAAAGAAGACUUGCUUCGCGUACGUGCAAACGAGGACGCUUAUCUUCUCAAACGAAAAGAGAAAGAGUUUUCGGUCGAAUCACUGCGGAUUACAAUCGAGCGGUUUAGCAGGGCGCUGAAGGUUUUUCAAGGGAUUGAUGCUAAAUAUGCCAGCAUAAUUUCGUGGAAAAACAAGAAAAAAUCAGCGGUGUGCUUUGCUACUUUUGUAUACAUGUGUGUGUUUGCUGACUUCGAAUACGCGCUGUCUUACAUAUGUGGUGCGAGCCUCAUGUAUAUGCUGUAUCGACUGCAUCUCCGGCUAGAAGGGGCUUAUGUUGCACGCUGGAUUGGUUAUGAGGAAUACGAGUUUGAACAAGAGGAACAGCAGAAGCUGUACCGGCCAUUAGCUGACUUGCAUGUGGCUGUGCACGAAGCACAUCUAUCUCACGAGACGGACAGUCUUCUCAUUGAAUCGCAGUCACGUAUGAAGGAUAUUUCCUCGUCAAAGCUUGGGUACUAUGUUCGAAUUAAGUACCGACCAAAUGACAAGCAGUCGAAAACGAGGGACAUGGUAUUUAACCCUUCUGGCUACGAUGAGGCUAUUGUUGCCUGGACGAAUGUUGUGAGCAAAAGUCGGAAUCCAACUUGGCGCAAAACCUCGCUGCCAUCAGCUGCUACGGUGCUUGCUGCAAACCUUCGAAAAGCACUUCCGUUCCGGAAUUUUAACGUAUCUUGGCGUCAUGAUUCAAAGAUAUGCACCUGCGACCAAUGUUCCGCACAUCAGCGAAGCUUAAAUGAUGCAGCUGACGCGUCUGCUGCAGCCACUAGCUGUGGCGUCGAUCACCAUGCCUUCUACUUCCCAAUCCCACAAGCAUCUCGGAAAAACUUUUCUGGUCACGAUGAUUUGGUACCGUGGCCGUCAUUUCCUGGUCUUCUGCAAUUUGAUUUGUGCGUGUCUUUGAGUGGCGAAGCAAAGGAGUCACCAGAUCUGAUUGCUGCAACGACGACAAUUCCACUCCGAAGCCUUCUGAAGCAAAACGGUCAGUCGUGUGAAUUACGUCUCCCCCUGUCUUCCUUCUCCACACCAAAUGACAAUUGUGCUCUUCCUUCUCAGCAUUCAAAAGAAUUGGAUGGCAAUUAUCUGGUUGCACGCGUUGGCUUUGAAAUUCCUGAGGAAAGCAAGAUGUCGUCAAAUGAGAAAUGUUUCGUGAGCAAAAAGUGUGAGUUAGAGGAAGUGAGACCAGCUCAACCAACUGUAUCGAGAAAGAAGCGACGAGUGGGUCAUGUGGAGCGCAACUUUUCCGAGUUUGUAUGUGAAAGCAUGGUCGAAAAAGAAAAGUCAAAAGUCCUUGGUGCACACCUUUUAGACGCGUUCUGGAAAGCAAAAGACACAAUCAGGCAGCUGCAAACGGAGAUUGGUCGUGCAUGUGGAGCAUUAGCAUGUGCAGAAAAUCUAUUGAACUGGACACAUCCGUGGAAAACUGCAACCGUCUUUGUUGGAAUAGCUAUGAUGUCGUUGGUGUUUUCAGUUAUUCGUGGCCGCUGGGCGAUUCUCGUUUUUGGUCUAACCGAAUUUGGUGCGGCGUUUGUGAACGAUGCUCCGACCAGCAAACGGCUUAAGAAGAUUGUGUGGAAUUACUUGUCGUCUCUUCCUACCGACCAAGAUCUAAUCGAGCUCUACGAACGUGAGCGUGCUAUUUACAUGAAAACACGCAAAGUACAGCAAGAAAAGGACGAAGAAACGGCGCUUCGUCUUCGUUAUCACGCAUUAUGGAUUGGAAACGUAUCCACAAAAGCUGAAGGCGAACGUCAUGCAAAGAAGCUACUACCAGUGCGCGCAGCCACAUGA